AUGGGGCAGCGCGAGUGCGCGGCGGAGGUCGUUAACGACCUCAAAAGACUGGAGGAUCUUGGCUGCAAGGUUAUUGCCUAUGCAGACGAUGUAGCACUUAUGGUGAAAGGAAAGUUUCUAAGCACCGUGUAUGAGUUGACGCAGGGAUAUCUCGGCGUGCUUAAGCACGCGGCCAACAAAGGCAGCGGCAACAACAAUAGCAACAGUAACAACAACAAUGUCAGACAAUAUGAACAAUUGUAUGUGGAAUAUGCGAGGCACAAAACACCUACAGCUACAACAGCAACGAUAACCAUAGCAAAAAUAACAACGAUGACAAUAAAAACAACAGCAACAAGAGCUACACAUACCAGUGUAAAAUUUGUUGAAUUUUCGACAACAACGACAGCAACAACAACUUGGAGUACACCCGUUCACGGCGAUGGCAAUGACGACGACGACACCGAAGCCGAUGAUGAUGAUAAUGCCGUUGUUGAUGAUGAUACCCGUACAGCUUGUGCAACGGUUGCGGUGAACUACAACGACUACAAAUGCGGCAACGGCAAAGUACUAGCAACAACUUACGAAUAUAAUGGGGCAAGUGGCAAGCAAAUGUGCCAUGAACCCGAUGCCAACGCCAAGCAAAAUAGAACAAAAUGCGGCGGUGGCGGAGCAGCAACAACAAUGGCAAAGAAUUCAUACACCACACUCACACGCUGGUUACAAGAAAUAAAAAAUAACAACAACAACAUCACACCACACUUACACGCUGGCUACAAGAAAUAUAAAAAUAACAACAACAACAACAAUACGUAUUACCAGUUGUCGCACUAUUGGCACAAAAUAAAUUGA
Bactrocera neohumeralis is the source of this 831-nucleotide messenger RNA. RefSeq names its product myb-like protein P. The transcript is spliced from 4 exons. NCBI's taxonomy places the organism in Eukaryota, Metazoa, Arthropoda, Insecta, Diptera, Tephritidae. The coding region runs from base 1 to 831 and encodes 276 amino acids. The record is from RefSeq and is a predicted model, not a curated record.